GAACUGAACGCUCGCGUUUUAACCAUACGCGCGUCUUGCUCGCGUUUUUGCAGCGUAGACGCCUGUUUCCUACAGCCUCAACAAGAAGCGCACUAACGGCCGGCGAUGGAGUGGCGACCGCAGUCUUCAGUGUGUUGUGAGGCUGCUUACUCAGAAGCACAGAGAUGGAUUGAGGCAGUCACUAAGAAGAAGUUUGUGAGCAGUAAUUUCCGGAGUUCUCUGGAGAAUGGACUUCUGUUGUGUGAUCUGAUCAACAAGAUCAGACCUGGCGUCGUCAAGAAGCUAAACAGAUUAUCCACACCUAUUGCUGGCCUGGACAACAUCAGCCUCUUCUUAAAAGCCUGUGCAAAGCUUGGACUAAAAGAGGCCCAGCUUUUCCACCCUGGAGACCUUCAAGACUUAUCCACACGUGUGACUGUCAAGCACCAGGAGAGCAGCAGGAGGCUCAAAAAUGUUCUGAUCACCAUAUACUGGUUGGGCAGAAAGGCACAUGCUGAUCAUUUUUAUAAUGGACCUUACCUAAAACUAAAGGCUUUCGAGGGAUUACUUGGCAAAGCACUAUAUAAGACACUAGAGGAUUGCACAUCACUGCAGGGCAGUGUGCGAAACAGCUCUUGUAGAGACAGCUGGUACUCAGAGAAAGAAGAGCUCUUCCCACUACGAGCCGGACACAGGAGAGAAGACUCUCUAGACAGCCUCGACUCACUGGGCUCCAGAACUUACAGCACAUCCUCAGACGCUACACUCAAAGGAAGCAGCGAGGGUUGUGGCAGUGACCCUGAAGCAGAUCUGAGCUUCAUGAUGUCAGAAAAUAAAGAAUACCGCCGUUCACUGGUCGUUGCACCUAAGACCACCACUCAGUACAAUCAGUUCCUGCCAUCAAAGGACAAGCAGUCAGGCUACGUUCCAGCACCAUUACGCAAGAAACGUGCCGAGCGAAAUGACGACAACAGAAGAAGCUGGGCUAGCCCUAUGUACACAGAAGAUGAUGGCACUUUUACAAGUCAUGAGAGGGCAGGUUCAGACCCUUCAUCUAUCACCGGGUUGAAAUCCCAGACAGCCGUUCGCCCGUCUUUGGCCUAUCAGUAUGAGAGCAGUGAUUCGGAUGCAGACCGACCGGAUCCCGACGUGGUUCUAGAUGACCUCGCUAGCCGUAGAUUUCACAGCCCCUCCCCUGUCGCUCUGACCAACUUUGCCUUACCCAUGAGCCACCUGGAGACAACUGCUGUCCCGUGUACUACCAGGUCACAGGUGGCUGUCAGUAAUGUGUCCCGGCAGACACUGACCCAUCUCAGCAGUCAGUCACAGCCUCUUCAGAGGACUUACAGGAGACCUGUAUCGGCUGGUGUCUGCGUUUAUGAUGACUCUGAGGAAGAGGAUGACGAGUUUGGCUAUGCCGAUCCUGUUCAAGAUGAUAUUUAUGCCCGUAAAGUAGGCCUGAUGCCUCAACCGUCUGUAACAGUGCCUUUUGAUAAAUUUCUGCCCAAGUUCUGGACACCUGAGGAGGAUGCACACGUGAAGAAGAUCAAACUGGGCUCCCAGCGCCGGCCUUGGUACAGGAAGAUGCAAGGAUUCAGCCACAAGAAGUCAGGUUCAUCCUCUGAAGAAUCAGACGGUGACGUCAACCCCUGGCUCUCUGUACCUACUUUCUCCCGCACUCAAUCUGAACCCCCUCCCUCUCACUCCCAUGCACCUGAAGGCCUCGCUCAGUCCAGCCUCACUUCCCCACUCAGUUGUCAAAUACAACCUCUCACAGUUGCUCAGCAGACUGCUGGGCUGCAUAAUUUAAAGCCCCCUGAUUUUUGGCCCAGACCGGAUCCCGCCUCUGGCCCCAGACUCAUAAAAUGUGAAAAGCGUCCCCUCCUUGGGCGUGAACACCCUAACGACCCAUACAACGUUUCUGCCGACAUCCUGCCUGAUUUGGAAAAUGACGAUAUGUUCACACGUCGUACAAAAACCUUCCACUCAAGCAAUGACCUGGCCAAAUUGAAGUAUGGUAACUUCCUGUUGUCUCGCCGCAGAUCGAAGGCCGACGUCAUGGUGGUAAUUCAGCCCCGCCACGAAAGUGAACCCAUUUAUCCUGACAUUGAAAAAGACGAUGUGGUUUUUCGAAGGGCUCAACAGCAAAUCAGUCAUCGCCCUCUGUCUGGGGCCGCUGAUAACUACCACCCUGUUCCUAUUCCAGAGGCAUGGGCUUUGCCACCAAAACAGCAGGCCAAGCUGAUGUGUGACCCAGUUGAACCCAGACAGCACCAACCCAAACCAGAGAUUAAACACGGAGCAGAACAGCACCUGAAGGCAGAUGAUAUGCUACUUAGGAAGCUAAGAGCUUUAAAUACCCAAGGAAAGAUGGAAAGGGAAGCUCCUGGUGUUUCUUUAUCUUGCAGUGAGGAAGAUAUGCAGAAAUGGCAAGCCAUCAGAGAGGCCAGCCGUGUGCGAUACCGGAAGAGGCUGAUGGUGGAGAGACUGCUCCAGAAAAGCUCUGGUAGUGAAGGGAGCAAAUCAGUGAGUGACAUCACCGACAGUGAGAUGAACCUCAGCAACUUGUCAAUGGAGUUGCGAGUUGAAGAGAUGCAGAAGAUGCGUGCUCGGUUGAAGGAUAAUGAGGAUAAGUGGCAAGAUGAUCUUACAAGGUGGAAGAAUAAGCGCAGGAGUGUGAAUUCUGACAUUGUGAAGAAGAAAGAGGAGAGAGAGCAGACUGAUCAGAUCUCUUCAGGCGGCAUCAGGAAAUCAAAGACCUUCAAGGAAAUGCAGGAUGAGAGAGAGAGCCGACAGCAAAGCAACUACAGGGACAGCUUUAACUCAAUCUCUGAUGAUGUCUUCGAAGGACCUGUACCCCGAAACAGAACUCUGCCAGCACGUAGCUACACCAUUGAUACUCCUUACACCCCCAAGGACAAACCUUCAGUACCCUCCAUACCAUAUCUGAGAGAAAAGGAACCUGUCGCUGGCACUCUGGCAUCAGAUCAGACAGAUUUUCAUACCAGACGUAAUCGCUUCAGCCCAGAUAUCCCACUGAAAAUUAAUAACAACAUUGAGGAGAGCCAUACAACGACCCGAAGCCUUCUGGAUGAUCCAGUUCCUGCGUUGUCCAGCAGCAACUCCAGCCUGAUCAAGCACACCAGCGUCAGUAAAACCAGCAGCGUUCUCAACAGCUCGGAGUUGAUUAGCAACACUAAGCCAGUCAAGAACUCCAGCGGCCCCAUUAGCUCUUUGUAUAAACCCAAUUCAAUGGAUACAAAGCAGUCUGGGCUGGAUCAAGUUUCUGCCUCCCUCCCCAGGAGCUACCAGAGAUCGGAUAGCGCAAGACUCACCUCUGUAGUCACGCCCAGGCCAUUCGGCACACAGUCCAACCGAAUAGCCUCCCUUCCCAGAGUGUUCACGGUGGACAACUCUCUUAAGCGCACAAAUGGAGAGACAGACAGCCUCAAGAAAUCUACAAUUUCCAACCGAUAUGCUCAGUAUGUGAAAGAGGAUGAAGAUAUUUCCCAGGAAAGUCCUGUACAAAGCAGUGACGAAGAGGAGGAAGAGGAGAAAACCCCAUCUCCUGUCCCUCCGGUCAACAGACUGUCCCCCCUGCCCAAAUCUCCAUCCCCGCUCAUCCCUUCUAAUGAGGUGGACUACAGUGAGAUGAGGAUCAGCCUGAACCAGAAACCCAACAGCAGCCAGGACUUUGGCUUUCAGAGCAACUGGGACUCCACGGGGGUCCGUGUCAAAUCUGUAGUUCCAGGCAGCCCAGCGGGGCUCGGUCAAGUGAAGGUUGGAGAUGAGAUCCUUACAGUGAACGGCCACAUGGUGGCAGACCUGAGCUAUACUGAGUGGAAGAACAGUAUGGAGGAGGCCUUGCAGCAGGGUAGUCUGUUUAUGGACAUCCGCAGACAUGGCAAGAAUAACUGGGGCAGAGACCUACCUUCCCUUCCAUUUAAAAGCCAUAAGACCAUCAAUCUGACCAGUCUGGAUCCUCUAGGUCCCUCUGAGCCAUACCUCAGCACCAACCUGGAUUUCACAUCCCAACAAACCAAGGAUAUGGUCGUGAAAACUGUGAAUGUCAGCUCACAGUCUGGCAAUAAUUAUGGUACGAAUGGGAUAAAUGGUGGUUUCCGUGAGGAUUCAAAGACUUCGAAUAAUAAAGAAUCCAUUACUUUGAAAAACUUAAAAAGGAGAUCAGAGUUUUUUGAACAAGGUGGAUCGGACACAGCAAUAUCAAAUCUGACCGUUCCCUCUAUCACUACAUCCACUACCCGGUCCUGGGACCCUGAAGAAGAGCGCAAACGACAGGAGAAAUGGCAGAAAGAGCAGGAGCGUUUGCUGCAGGAGAAGUACAAAAAGGACCAAGAAAAACUCGAAGAUGAGUGGAGAAAGGCACAGCAUGAGCUUGAGAAGGAGAACUUCAAAAAACAUGAGGAGGAGAUGCAGCGUUUAGAGGAAGAGAGGAGAAAAAGGGAGGAACAAGAGCACCUUGAGGAAGAGAAGAAGAAGAGAGAAGAAGAACAGAGGAAAAGAAGAGAAGAGGAGUGGCUGCGUUUAGAGGAAGAGAGGAGAAAACAAGAAGAACAAGAGCGCCUUGAGGAAGAGAAGAAGAAGAGAGAAGAAGAACAGAGGAAGAGAAGAGAAGAGGAGUGGCUGCGUUUAGAGGAAGAGAGGAGAAAACAAGAAGAACAAGAGCGCCUUGAGGAAGAGAAGAAGAAGAGAGAAGAAGAACAGAGGAAGAGAAGAGAAGAGGAGUGGCUGCGUUUAGAGGAAGAGAGGAGAAAACGAGAAGAACAAGAGCGCCUUGAGGAAGAGAAGAAGAAGAAGAGAGAAGAAGAGGAGAGGAAAAAAAGAGAACAGGAUAGGCUGCGUUUAGAGGAAGAGAGGAGGAAGAGGGAGGAGCAAGAGUACCUUGAAGAACUGAGGAGGAAUAGAGAAGAGGAAGAGCGCCUCCUUCAGGAAAAAGAGAGGAAUCGAAGAGAGGAGGAGAGGAGGCGACUGGAAGAGCAGAAGAGAUAUCAGGAGCAAGAUAAGGUGGACUCCUUUGGCUAUACCAAUGUUUACCCUCAAUUAUCCUACUCACACAGAUCUAUUUCCAAAUCAACUCCAGAACUUGAUGAGGUUGCAAAACCAGAUAUUAAAGCGAGCGGUGGUCUGGGUGAGUUCAGUAGAGACUAUAAGAAAGAGCCCCAGUCUCAGGCUGAGGUGGAGAGGCAGCAGAUCCUUCAUGAAAUGAGAAAGAAGACUUCCUUGAACACAGACAACAGCUGGAUUCGCCAGCAGAGCGCUGCCAAUGUUACCGCCAAAGAACCGAUUGAUCUGCCCGUCAGGAGAGGCGAGUCUCUUGACAAUCUCGAUAUGCCUCGUUCCUCUUGGAGAUCAUCAUGGAGCACAUCUAACAGCACCUCGUCCAUACCAGACUACAGCCGGCCUCAUUCGUCCCUCUCUGGCUCCUCGUCGUACCAGAGUGGACGUCCAGAGUCUGCAAAUCUGCAGUCAUCUCAGUCCAUGAGCUCCCUCAGGCAGUCCUGGUCCCCAUCCGCAGCUACACCAGAGCCAGAGCCUCGAGCUCCACCACGGAAUAGGUCAGUGAGUGGCAGGAAAAUAUGUUCGUUCUGUAAUACACCACUGGGCAAAGGAGCAGCCAUGAUCAUCGAGUCCCAGGGGCUCUGUUAUCAUUUGAGUUGUUUCAAGUGCUUUAAAUGCAGGUCUGAUUUGGGAGGCUCAGAAGCCGGAGCAGAAGUCAGAAUACGAAACCAACAGCUCUAUUGUAACUCCUGCUAUAUGCGACUCAAAACUGGGCAGCCCACAGCCAUGUGAUCUCGCAGUACUGCAGCAGAUCGAGGAGGAACCAAUCACAGACAAGGAACUGUAAACACUAGGAUUGUGUUGGAGAUUGAUAAACAUUGGGUGAUUUAGCCAUCUUUGAUUAUUUAAUGAGCUUCUAUUCUUCUUUUUCACUUAUGAGAGGGUGAGAUUCCUGAGGUUAUGUUUAUUUGAAAGUAUUCGUAAUUGUUUGUACAAAAGGGAUGUGCAUGUACCUUGAAUAUGAACUAUGCAUUUGAAAAGAUAAUUAAUGCACUGUCUUAUUCAUCAUCACUGAUUGAAUCUUCUGAUGACUUCUGGCUGGUUAACUGAUAUCUGUAUGUUCAUUAAAGUGUUUAUAGUAAUUAAUAGAAAUAUGCUAUUUUAUUGUCAUUGCUUAUUUAGGUUUCUCCUGCAGUCUUUUCUAUAUAAGGAUUUGCUGAAUAAAAUAUCCUGUGUGGUUCAUCUGUGUGCCUUUUUGUGUUCUGAUGGGAAAAGAUGAUUAAGGAUAAAUCCAUUAAGACUUUAUUUAAAAGUGGCAUGGUUAGUAAGCAGCACUCAUGAUGAGUUAUAUACUCUUUCAUUGGUAGCAUCUAUUUUAUGCAUCUGAGCAAUUUCUCUGCAGGGGGAAAAGAUGAAUCUAGAACAAAAGCAGCGUACUCCGUAAUAAUUGUAAAUAAAAUUUCCAAACUAUAA
Molecule: messenger RNA, 6471 nt
Organism: Sinocyclocheilus anshuiensis
Lineage: Eukaryota; Metazoa; Chordata; Actinopteri; Cypriniformes; Cyprinidae
Gene: lmo7a
Product: LIM domain 7a
Exons: 33
Coding region: 106-5790 (1894 amino acids)
Biological process (GO): regulation of cell adhesion; regulation of signaling
Molecular function (GO): protein binding
Source: RefSeq, a predicted model, not a curated record